ACAAGUGCGCUGGCUCCCCCUGACUGAUGUUUAGAUUUAUCAUAAAGAAACAAAACAGUUGAAACUCCAGGUUUAUCAUCAAUGUUCGCUGAUAACAGAAAAUGACCCAUGGAUUCUGAAAAACUCAUUCUUGGAGAGUUUUUAAAUUAAUUACAUUAGCUGGUCGUGCCAGCUGUAGAUAAUGUAAUGACUGACUGGGAUGCGACCUCACGCCAUUCCGGGGCUGGAUAUUGUAAACUGUGUGCGAUCAGCGGCCACAAUUUACAAAUACCGAUAUAGAUGUAUAUAGAUGUAUAUAUGAAACUCUCAGCUCCCCUGGAAACAGGUGCAAACAUUCUAUAGAUUCUCUUCCAUUCAUACUUUUGGUUUCUCGGACGACUCCCAUCUCAGAUUCUCCAUUAACACUCUGGAUGUGAAGUGACAAAAUCGAAAUGAAUUUGAUUGAAAGUUAACAAUGAAGCAGUUAUUGUGAUGCCUCUUUCUGAGAACGAUUGUGCUGCCACCUACAAAGUUUUGAUCGUGGGUGACGCUUACGUCGGUAAGACAGCGUUACUGAGAUGUCUACUGGGAUACGAGUUUGCUCCACAGUUACGACCCACCGUAGCUGUGGAUUUUGUGACAAAACCGUUUGAGGUAGAUGGAGCUCUGAUCCAGAUGAUGAUAUGGGAUACUGCUGGACAGAGAAGAUUCAUGUCCAUGACAAGACAACAGUACAAAGAGGUCAAGGGAAUCGCAGUGGUGUUUGACAUUUCAGACAGGUCUACAUUUACACAUCUCUCCUUCUGGCUGGAAAGCAUCAAUAACUGCGUUUCGAAUUUUGUGUGUAAUUAUGAGUCGGUGCCGAUAAUCCUGAUAGGUAACAAAGCCGACCUCAAAGAGCGCAGAGCGGUGUCAAUUUCUGAAGCUAAAAAGUUCGCAAACAAAGAGAUGGCUUUUGAUUAUUUCGAAACCAGCGCUAAAACAGGGAACAAUGUUUUUGCUGCCUUUCAGAAAUUAGCAUACCACGUGACAGAAAUUUGUAAUCCACAAGUGAUGAAAAGUUAUCAUCCACACAUGUUACGGCCACCGGAAGUACUGGAAAGAGUUGCAGUGAAAAAAUCAGCAAUGUCAUGUAAAGUUGAAAAUGUCACAAGAAUUCCGGAAAAGUUCAAACCAGUGGGUCAGCUGAGGACCUCAAUGCGGGGCGGAAAAUACAACUUCCGGGUCCGGAAGCGGAAGAAGAAAUAUGCUCAAUGUUGCUCAAUCCAGUAGAGAUCGGUUUUCAUUUCAUCAUGAUUUAGCCGUCUGCUUUAGCUUUCUGCCAUAUAGUUUCGUAAACGGAAAAUGAUUUUAUCUCUUAUUUGUACGAAUCGCAAGAAUGAUGAACUGUUUGCAUGUUAUUAAAAAGUGGGAAUUACAUUACUUUCUUUGUUACACACU
This is a messenger RNA of Saccostrea cuccullata (small rock oyster), 1419 nucleotides long. RefSeq lists its product as uncharacterized. Bases 472 to 1251 code for a protein of 259 amino acids. Gene Ontology annotation, biological process: vesicle-mediated transport. Gene Ontology annotation, molecular function: GTPase activity; GTP binding. NCBI's taxonomy places the organism in Eukaryota, Metazoa, Mollusca, Bivalvia, Ostreida, Ostreidae. The transcript has 8 exons. The record is from RefSeq and is a predicted model, not a curated record.